Molecule: messenger RNA, 1799 nt
Organism: Salvia miltiorrhiza (redroot sage)
Lineage: Eukaryota; Viridiplantae; Streptophyta; Magnoliopsida; Lamiales; Lamiaceae
Product: putative ripening-related protein 1
Exons: 2
Coding region: 501-1541 (346 amino acids)
Source: RefSeq, a predicted model, not a curated record
GAAUUAUUGAUCAAGAACUGGAUAAUUUGAUGCAAAUUAGGAUGGAAUAAUCUGAUUAUAUGUAUACAGGUUUAGGCAGUGGAAAUGACAAGAAAGUGCUCAAACAGCAGUGAACUGAUAAUUUAUUAAUUAUACUAAUUAAGAAUUAGUUACUUAGCCAUAAGCAUGGACUAAAAUCUUGUCAUAUUUUCAUUUAUGUCAUUUGAUAACACAGUGUGGAAGCAUAUAAACAUAUACUAAUAAGAAGAUAGCAUGCAUUUCUGACUUCUGAGUCGAUUCUUUCGCCUUUUUAUUGCCGGUUAGAGAUCCAAUCAAGGCUGCUGAAGACAGAACAUAACCUAUCUCUAUUUCCAUCUCCAUCAUCAGCAUUUAAAAAUUUAAUUUUAUUAUUUCAGUUUUGACAACAACAAUGGCAUUUUUCUUGUGGUAAACCUCUAUAUAAACUCAUAUUUUUCACUCCCAAUAUCAAGAAAUUCCUCUGCUGAGCUAAAAUUGGUAUCAUGAUGAGGAACUUGAGCUUGGGAGCACUUUUUCUUGCACUAAUAUUCUCCCCUCAUUUGUUAGAAGCUCGGCAUCAAACCUGCAAGGCGAGUGGCAAAGUGAAGGGAAAGAAGCCGCCUGAAGGAUACUGCAACGAAGACGACAACAUCUGCUGCAGAGAGGGGAAAUAUUACACUACUUACAAAUGUUCUCCACCAGUGUCUGCAGCCACAAAGGCAGUUCUCUACGUCACCAGCUUUGAGAAAGGCGGAGAUGGAUAUAAGCCAUCCAAAUGUGAGCACAAGUACUACUCAGACGACACACCUGUUGUCUCUCUGCCUACCGGAUGGUACAGUGGAGGGAGAAGGUGUCUGAACAACAUCACCAUAAGUGGUAAUGGGCGUAGUGUGGAAGCUAUGGUGGUUGAUGAGUGUGAUUCCUCCAAGGGAUGCGAUGCAGGCAGCGAUUACCUCCCUCCGUGCUCUAACAACGUUGUUGGUGCGUCUUCUGCUGUCUGGAAAGCGUUGAAGGUGCCCGUGCAAGACUGGGAUGAACUGGACAUCACCUGGCUCCAGUCGUGCAAGCCGAGUGGCACGAUAAAGGGCACGACUCCGCCUCCGGGGGAAUGCAAUCAGGAGAUCGACUCCGACUGCUGCAAAGCAGGGGAGUCAUACACAACCUACAAGUGCUCUCCCCCCGUUUCUGGUAGCACGAAGGCAGUUCUGACCCUCAACAGCUUCCAGAAGGGUGGGGAUGGAGGCGGCCCAUCAGAGUGCGACAACAAGUACCACUCUGACGACACGCCUGUUGUGGCGCUCUCGACUGGAUGGUACACCGGAGGAUCAAGGUGCCUCAAGAACAUUGUCAUCAGUGGCAACAGGCAGAGUGUGACUGCCAUGGUGGUUGAUGAGUGUGACUCGACAAUGGGAUGCGAUGAUGACCACGACUACCAGCCUCCGUGUCCUAACAACAUCGUUGACGCCUCAAAAGCCGUCUGGAAAGCAUUGGGAGUGGAUGAAGGUGACUGGGGAGAGUUGGAUAUCACUUGGUCUGAUGCCUAAUGCAGUUUAUGUGUUUUCUCCAGUUUUUAUGUCAUUGUAAAAUUAUGUUGUGAGAAUCCUUGAAUCAUAUCAAGAAUGUAAAUAUAAUGCAGUUUGUUCAAACUUCUGUUCCUUGCAUAAAUUUCUUGUUCCAUUAAUGAUGCAUGAUUAAAAAGCAUCUGUGUCACGGCCUAAACAUCGAUAAACCUAUGGAUCCUAUUUGACCAUAAACUUAAAAUGACCAUCAAUUUACAGAUGAAAUAUAACAGAAGUAAACUC